AUGAACCAGAAAGAUAUCAGAGGCUACUUUUUGGAAGCCGUGGACAACGGGUAUCAAUACGACCCGACGCAAAUCUAUCUCAUUGACUAUGGUAUCUGCUCGAAGCCUGGUGCUAAAUUUCAUAAGUCUUAUGGCUGCGGCGACCGCAGGUCCAAUGAAGUCUACUACUCAGAUUUUGAUAUGGACAGAAGUAAGCCUAUGGGGGCUCUGGACUUUCUCGAAGAGGUUCAGGAUUCGGCACAAAAUUGGGUAGACAGAGAUGAUCCAUGGAUGAUCGAUCCUUUGGUGACGCCCGAACCAAGCUGGUGGACGUUCUCUAAGGAUGGCGACUAUGUGAUAACGGCCACAAUAGCAAUCACUCAGGUAACCCAGUAUAUCACGACUUUGGGCUACUCAAAACUAACCAAAGCGACAUAA
Messenger RNA from Colletotrichum abscissum, 417 nucleotides. RefSeq lists its product as uncharacterized. The coding region runs from base 1 to 417 and encodes 138 amino acids. Lineage: Eukaryota; Fungi; Ascomycota; Sordariomycetes; Glomerellales; Glomerellaceae. The record is from RefSeq and is a predicted model, not a curated record. The transcript has 2 exons.